Messenger RNA from Argentina anserina (silverweed cinquefoil), 2196 nucleotides. RefSeq lists its product as uncharacterized. NCBI's taxonomy places the organism in Eukaryota, Viridiplantae, Streptophyta, Magnoliopsida, Rosales, Rosaceae. The record is from RefSeq and is a predicted model, not a curated record. Bases 61 to 1956 code for a protein of 631 amino acids. The transcript is spliced from 18 exons.
GUUCAAAAAACCCUCCAAAUUUCUCCAUCACCGGUUUUCUCUUCAGCUCUCGAUUCUCCGAUGGACCAAUCAUCGCCGGCGCUCGACGACUGCUUAAAGCUUCUGAAAGGCGAAAGAGACGAGCAGCGCCUCGCCGGACUCCUCUUCGUCACUAAAUUCUGCAAAGGCGACGACCUAUCCUCCCUCCUCACUAUCUAUGACGCCGUCGGCCUCCAAUUUCUCGACCGCCUCCUCCGAACCGGAAUGGGGAAAGGAAGCGUAAGCGAAAAUCGCGACGCGUAUUUGCAGCUUUCGGUUACUGUUCUUGCUGCAUUUUGCCGUGUUCCUCAGAUUGCUGCUUCUAGUGAGAUGGUCUCAAAGAUUCCGCUAGUACUGGAAGUUUUAUCCAAAGAAUCAGGACCAGCUGUACUUGAAGAAUGCUAUGAGUUUCUAUAUUUGGUUUCGUCGGCUUCUGAAGAUGGAACCAUGACAUUGUACUCAUCUGGGGGCAUGAAGCUACUGGCUUCUCAUAUGCCCGUUUUACCUGAUGGUUCACAUCAGAUGAAAAUCGCGAUGAAACUUGUGCAAUUGCUACUAAACAAGUUCUAUCCUGAAAGCAUUAACAAUGACUAUAUACCAGAGCUGUCGAUAAUUGUGGCUGCCAUAGCAAGGCAAUUUUCUGUCUUGCAUGAUGCUAUGAAAUUUGAUGCGCUUCACAUACUGACAGCCAUCCUCUCACCAAAAUUUCAGGCACCGCUCUCUGAUUCUCUGCGUGUACUCCCAGAAAAUAAUUGGCCCAACUAUAUGCGUGAUGGUAUUGCCGCCGUUCUACAAAACUGUGUUGCACCUACAGAGAAGCUUCAGGCGCUUAUUUUGGCCGAGUCUAUGGUGAGGAUAUUCGGGGAAAAGUGGCUGGUAGGUCAGAUAACUUCAGCUGAUGGGAAAGAGCCUAUUCCAACAGAUAGGUGCUUAGUGCUAGUGUUGGAGCAAUCAAGGGUCGAAGUUGCUGUUCUUCUGAAUGAUCUAGCAUACUUAAAAGAUGAAGCAUCUAAGAAAUCCUCACCCAGUGCUGAGACAAUGCUUUUAAAGAAACGAAAUGUGGCUAUUGCCUUUUCCUUACUUGAAAGAAUAAUUAGCUUAAUAUCAAACGCCAGUGAGAAUGAAGAUGAACUCAUCAAUGAAAAUACUGUCUCGCGGGUCAUCAAUGGCCUUAAUGAGACAAUUGGUGUAGUUCUAGAGUAUCUACAAGAUGCAAAGGAACAUGAGCAAAGGAAGGGAGAUGAUCUUCUUGCUUCAGUGCGUGUUAUCGGCAGCUAUCUUGCAGAGGCACCUCUUUCAUGCAGUGAGAAGGUUGGAGAACUUCUCGAGUAUAUGCUUUCCAUUGAAGGUGAAGAUGAAAUAAGACCCUUCUUUGCCAUAUGCUUUUUGCUUCCAAUGCUGUGUCAAUCGACAAUGGAGAUUGAAGGAUGUAAAACAUUAAUUUCUUGCGGAGGUCAUAAGUCUGUUGUUGAUUUUCUUGUUAAUUUGAUUGGGCUGCGUGGUUUCCAAGUGGAUGAUAAGGGCUGCAUUUUUUUGGCAUGUGACACAAUCUUGAAUCUUCUUUUAAAGAAAGAGCAAAUCCAAGCCCCUUUGGAUUAUUCGACUCUCGUCAGUCUACUGAAAGCGUUGGCACAGUGGACAGAGGGUGUAGAUGACCCAUCAAUCAUAAUGAUGGCGUCAAGUAUUUGUACGCUGCUGUUUGAUUUUACUUCAGAGAAGGCUCUUCUUGAGCAUCCCAACUUUGAUGACAACUGUCUCAAUAGCCUGUCUCAGCUCAUCGCAAGAAGCAUGGCUUCAUGGGGACAGGAUAUGUCUGAUGCUGCUGAAGCAGAAACGGAUCUUGUUGAGAUUGUCACUGAAGGAUAUUCUCGAUGGGUCAGUCGCUUCCCUCGUGUAAGAGAUGCUGUUAAAGAGAUCGCUCGACGAAUUGCUCAGUGAGAAGUUUGGUCUAAGGCCAACUAAAACAAGUUGACAGAUGAUAUAGUAGAACUAGUAUCGACACAGUUUUCUUACAAAGUGAAAUAUUUCAUAGUUUGUGAAAGGUUGUAUAAAUGUGAUAGAUUGGCUGGCACGUCCUCCUUUCUCGGAUUCGACCAGAAAUACGAUGAAAAUGGUAAUAGGGAUUAUCCUUGUGUUUGAUUCAAAUGCCCAACAGCCAGAGACGAACGCCCAUCCUCC